Molecule: messenger RNA, 5032 nt
Organism: Lineus longissimus
Lineage: Eukaryota; Metazoa; Nemertea; Pilidiophora; Heteronemertea; Lineidae
Product: beta-1,4-glucuronyltransferase 1-like
Exons: 3
Coding region: 405-1652 (415 amino acids)
Biological process (GO): protein O-linked glycosylation via mannose
Cellular component (GO): Golgi apparatus
Molecular function (GO): glucuronosyltransferase activity
Source: RefSeq, a predicted model, not a curated record
CCGGGGUAUCCCUGACCGCAUUCUGCGAAGAGAAUAUUUUCAUAUUUUGGAGCUGUUCUCUCCAACCAUUUCACAAAGUCAUCGGAUUUUGUUGCACGAAAUGCAACGUUUUACUGAAUCCUAAUAGCCUACUGCAUAGUUGGAACAAGAAAUAUUCCAAUAUCUUGUGUUAGUUUGUUAUUGUGCAGGGAAUAAGUGAAGCUUCAUUUUCACUGGGUUCGUUUCGUUGAGAGAGUGAGAGUCGGAGAGUUGAGAGUGCAUUGUUGUUCGUUGAUGUGAGUGACUUCAUGAUGGGAAACCUGUGAAUUUUGUCUCAUUGUUUUUUUGGACUUCCAAGUUUUGAGGUGUAAUUGCAGGGACAAGCACUUGUCAAAACGUAAUGGUAAUAUUCAACAAGAUUCACAAUGCGGCUGUAUAUGACCUGGUGUAAAAUCGUGACGGCACUCGUUGGGGCUCUGACGAUUCUUCAAAUCCUCAACAUGACUCUUCUGAGUCAGUUACAGUUUAAGAAUAAAGCGCCCCCUGUUGUAUACACUGCAGACUAUACUGCGGAGGAGAUGUUUGAGAUGAUGAGGAAGCGUAUUUCUGCUGUGAAUAUUAUGGACGGGCGUGGCGAGUAUGUUGUGCGGAAGAAUGUCUGGAAGGGGAUUGAUAUGCGCCAUGAUAACAUGCUAAAAGAUGCUGCGCUUGUCACCCACUGUACUGUCAAUAGGAUGUUUCGAUUGAUAGACAUUGCCAAACGCUGGCGUGGUCCAAUGUCCAUCACCAUCUUCACCCCUGGCCAGGAUGUGAUUGUCGCCAUGGAGCACAUCAUACGACUUUAUCAUUGCUCUGCUGUGAUCCGUCAACAAGCUGUUUUCCACGUUGUUUCCCCACUAACUAUGCCAGUCAGAGAUGUUAAACCGUACAACUCGUACUUGAAAAUGACCGAGUGCAGAUUUAUGCAAAAGGUCUUGGGUUCUGUACUGAGUAUAGACAACUAUGGCAUGAAAGAUUUAGCCUAUCCAAACAACUUAUUAAGAAACACAGGUGUUAGGUACUCACAGACUGAAUAUAUCUUCGUUGUAGACGUCGACUUGAUCCCCAGUCGAGAAUUGCAUCAGCAGUUUAUGGAGUUCGCACGGACUAAUCGAUUAUUUUCUAAGACUGCUGUUGAAGACCCCGUGGUGCUGGUUGUGCCUGUUUUUGAAGCAAUAGAUGAAGACCAUUUACCAAAUGACAAAGGAGAACUACUGCAGGUCUAUAAUAAAGGAGUACGUCCAUUUUAUCUUGAGCCCUGUCCAAAGUGCCAGAAAAGUACAGACUUCUCUCGAUGGGUAUCUUUAUCGUCCGGCAGCACUUUGAUGGAAGCGUAUGAGGUGGAGUGGUCCCAUCCAUGGGAACCGUUCUUCUUUGGUCCGAGAACUCUGCCAGCUUAUGACGAGAGGUUUAAGCAGUAUGGAUUCAAUAGAGUUAGUCAGAUAUGUGAAGUCCAUGUUGCAGGAUACCGAUUCGCCGUUUUAAACAAUGCAUUCAUCGUUCACAUCGGCUUCAAGAAAAGUAGCGGCUUCCAUAAGACAAAGGAAGAGGAGCAUAAAAGUAAUAAACUGAUCUAUGAACAGCUCAAAAAAGAACUGAAGACCAGGUAUCCUGCUUCAACCAGAGUCUGCUAGAGUGGCUGACAGGUUUACUCAACUGAACACCAGGUAUCCUGAUUCAACCAGAGUCUGCUGGAGUGGCUGACAGGUUUACUCAACUGAAGACCAGGUAUCCUGAUUCAACCAGAGUCUGCUAGAGUGGCUGACAGGUUUACUCAACUGAAGACCAGGUAUCCUGAUUCAACCAGAGUCUGCUAGAGUGGCUGACAGGUUUACUCAACUGAACACCAGGUAUCCUGAUUCAACCAGAGUCUGCUAGAGUGGCUGACAGGUUUACUCAACUGAACACCAGGUAUCCUGAUUCAACCAGAGUCUGCUAGAGUGGCUGACAGGUUUACUCAACUGAAGACCAGGUAUCCUGAUUCAACCAGAGUCUGCUAGAGUGGCUGACAGGUUUACUCAACUGAAGACCAAGUAUCCUGAUUCGACCAGAGUCUGCUAGAGUGGCUGACAGGUUUACUCAACUGAAGACCAGGUAUCCUGCUUCAACCAGAGUCUGCUAUAGUGGCUGACAGGUUUACUCAACUGAACACCAGGUAUCCUGCUUCAACCAGAGUCUGCUAGAGUGGCUGACAGGUUUACUCAACUGAACACCAGGUAUCCUGCUUCAACCAGAGUCUGCUAGAGUGGCUGACAGGUUUACUCAACUGAAGACCAUGCAGGUAUCCCGAUUCAACCAGAGUCUGCUAGAGUGGCUGACAGGUUUACUCAACUGAAGACCAGGUAUCCCGAUUCAACCAGAGUCUGCUAGAGUGGCUGACAGGUUUACUCAACUGAAGACCAAGUAUCCUGAUUCAACCAGUGUCUGCUAGAGUGGCUGAUAGGUUUACUCAACUGAAGACCAGGUAUCCUGAUUCAACCAGAGUCUGCUAGAGUGGCUGAUAGGUUUACUCAACUGAACACCAGGUAUCCUGAUUCAACCAGAGUCUGCUAGAGUGGCUGACAGGUUUACUCAACUGAAAACCAGGUAUCCUGAUUCAACCAGAGUCUGCUAGAGUGGCUGAAAGGUUUACUCAACUGAAGACCAAGUAUCCCGAUUCAACCAGAGUCUGCUAGAGUGGCUGACAGUACUCAACUGAAGACCAAGUAUCCCGAUUCAACCAGAGUCUGCUAGAGUGGCUGAAAGGUUUACUCAACUGAAGACCAGGUAUCCUGCUUCAACCAGAGUCUGCUAGAGUGGCUGACAGGUUUACUCAACUGAAGACCAAGUAUCCUGAUUCAACCAGAGUCUGCUAGAGUGGCUGACAGGUUUACUCAACUGAAGACCAGGUAUCCUGAUUCGACCAGAGUCUGCUAGAGUGGCUGACAGGUUUACUCAACUGAAGACCAAGUAUCCUGAUUCAACCAGAGUCUGCUAGAGUGGCUGACAGGUUUACUCAACUGAAGACCAAGUAUCCUGAUUCGACCAGUGGCUGUUGGUCUUUUCUAGCACUAAACAUGAUGUCUUGGUCCCCUUGAUCUCAAACAGGCCUUGUCUUUCCAACCUGGACCUGAUCUGGGUUUUCUGGUUUACACCAAACACCUGUGUAACAUGUUUCCGAUCAAUCUAAACGACCUCUUAAAUGAGAAUGUUGUGAAAGGCUAAGGUUCACGUAUCUCAUACCUUGGCUGAUAUCAGUACUUUGUUAUCCGAGGAAGAAAUUGAUAAACCGAUAUCGGCAUGUUUAUUGUUUAUCGAAUAUAUACAAAAUCGUUACAAGUUGAAGAAUUCUGGAUUUGUAUCAAGUUCACAAAUGUUAGAGUUCAUCAUAGCCUAUUAUUUCAGAAAUUGAAAACUGAUUCUGAGAUUUGAAUUUCAUUGGAUAGAUUUUCAUGGAAUCAAUAAACUUGUGACAAUCCAUAUCUGUGCAUCAAGGAUUAGCAUGAGUUGAGGAUCAUCUCAGAAAGAGACCGUAAAGAUAUUAACUAGAGAGAUGAAGGUUAUGGAUGUCAAAUAUUGAUGAAAAGCUAAAUAAUUUGGGUUUGGUUUAUAAAAAUUGAAGCCUGUUUAUAUUGUGGCAUAUUUUGAGACACGCCCCUUAGCUCAGCCAGUUAUACGGCAAUUCAAAACUGGUCAAUAGUUUUUUCAGACUGAUAUUUGAGAUACUGCUAUUGCAGCAUCAAAUGUUCAAGUAUCCCUAGGCUUGGUUUAUUGAUUAGUUCCUGGGAUGAUUUGGUGAAUCGAUUGAGCUCCCACAUUGUGUGUACGAGAUGGGUAAGUUCAGGAAGUUCCCAUGAAACAGCCAAUGUAUGAUUGUAAUUACAGAAAACUCUGAUAUUAGACUGUUUUUGAAGCUUUCUUAUUCUCAGUACUUACAUGGAUCAUGCAUGACAUUGAUGAUAAAUGUAGCCAGUGUCUGUCAAAGAUUCUUAGGCAUUCCUUCCUUCAUCUGUAGAUUGUAGUUUAUAAUAGUUGCUUCAAUCUAAAAUCACCUGCUGGUGCAGUUCCUGGUCUGUGUCAACUACAAUUCAGGCCCAUUGCACAUGUAGAAUGUAAAAUGUGAUAGGUUUUUCAGGAGGGCUUGAUAGCAUUUGUAUAUUGUGAAUUAAUUAGAUCGAUCAAUAGCUCUUCAUUGGGCCAGCCAUCUCUGAAGCUUGUAGAAUGUUUCAUAAGCCUAGUGAUUCUAGUGAGAACCUACUGGAAGUCAUUAAACCCACUUUUGUGAUAUAGAUUCAUUGUCUUCCCUUGUUGGUAUGAUGUACAUAUAGUUCUCCUUGGGUCAAGGGGUGACAUACAGUCGAUUGAUUGGAGAACAAUUAGAUAUUGUCACCACAAAUAUUCAGUUAUGAUAUCCUCCAUCUGGGUAAAGCAAUGACACAUUGAACUUAUACUUGCACGCUCAACAGUGGCACUAAAAUAUACACCAUUCUUGGCAUUGUAUUGGUGAUGAUUAAUCCUGGGUUUCUUUCAUAACAUAUUAACAUAACAUACAGAUUUAUAUAGGGCGCCUUCCCACCGUAUAAACAUGUUCAAGGCCCUUACCCCUCAAAAUGUCCCUCAAAAAGCAACGUCUUUAGUGAAUCCUCCUCUCUCACCCAGACAAGACUGAAACUACCUCCAUGUGGUACUGACACUACCUCCAUGUGGUACUGACACUACCUCCAUGUGGUACUGACAUUACCUCCAUGUGGUACUGACACUACCUCCAUGUGGUACUGACACUACCUCCAUGUGGUACUGACACUACCUCCAUGUGGUACUGACAUUACCUCCAUGUGGUACUGACACUACCUCCAUGUGGUACUGACACUACCUCCAUGUGGUACUGACACUACCUCCAUGUGGUACUGACAUUACCUCCAUGUGGUACUGACACUACCUCCAUGUGGUACUGACACUACCUCCAUGUGGUACUGACACUACCUCCAUGUGGUACUGACAUUACCUCCACGUGGUACUGACACAACCUCCACGU